ACUGUCAACAGCAGAGGAAGCUGUCGUUCCCAGUGUCUUCAUCUGUUCCCACGGAGGACUAACAGUUGAUCUGAAGUGAGGGCUCCCGUACAGCGUACGUCGCCUCCGGUCCAGCCCGUCGGGGUUCCCGGGUCUCUGUCCCGCUGUCAGUCAUGGAUCCGUUUGACAGUAACUUGUCGGCAGAGCGCGCCAACCUUCCGCGGAACAUGAUCGAGAACAGCAUGUUCGAGGAGGAGCCUGAUGUGGUGGACCUGGCCAAGGACUCCGCGGCGUUCCCGGCGUUCCCCACCCUGGACCCAGACGAGGUGGUCUACGAGCCCCGCAGCUCCCGCCUGCUGGUGCGCGGCCUGGGGGAGAACGAUAUGGACGACGACGAGGAGGACAGCGAGUCUUCGGCGCGGCUGCUGGGCAUGUCCUUCAUGAACCGCAGCGCCGCCCACCGCUCUGGCUCCUCCCCCUACGCGCGGCAGGCCCCGCCCAGCUCCUGCUCGAGGCCGUCCACUCGGACCACGGUGGUGUGUGUGCUGUUCCUGGUCAUCGUGGUGUCGAUGAGCAUGGUGCUGUACUUCCUGCCCGGCUGUACCUUCACCAGGACGGGCUGUCCCAAGGGGAACAGCACCGCCCCCAUGGAGCCCGUGUACCCCAACUCCACCACGGGGGAGCCCUUCCCCUGGGCGGAGCUCCGCCUCCCGGCCAGCGUGCGGCCCGUCCACUACGACCUCACCGUGAACCCCGACCUCGACGCCAUGACCUUCACGGGCCGCGCCGUCAUCAGCAUGGCCGUGCUCCACGCCACCAAGCGCAUCGUGCUGCACGCCGCCGACCUCACCGUCACCAAGGCAACCUUCCAGCUGGGCGAGGGCCAGGCCGAGGUCGUGACCCUGCUGGAGUAUAAACCCCACCAGCAGGUGGCAGUCCGGUUCCCUGAGGAGCUGAAGCAGGGACAGCGCUGUGUGCUGACGCUGGACUACCAGGCCAGCCUGUCCAGCACCUACGACGGCUUCUACAACAGCUCCUACACCGACAAGGACGGCAAGAAGAGGGUCCUGGCUGCCACCCAGUUCGAGCCACUGUACGCCAGGAAGGCCUUCCCUUGCUUCGACGAGCCCGCCUUCAAAGCCACCUUCCUGGUCAGGAUCAGUCGCAGGGAUGGCUACGUCGCUCUGUCCAACAUGCCCAAGGCCAAGACCACCAAUAUCACCGGGGGCCUUCUGCUGGACGAGUUUGAGAAGAGCAGCGUGAACAUGAGCACCUACCUGGUGGCCUUCGUGGUGGCCACCUUCCAGAGCGUGAGCAAGAACGUCUCCGACACGCUGGUGUCUGUGUACUCGGUGCCGGAGAAGAAGGACCACACGGUCUACGCCCUGGACACGGCCUGCAAACUUCUGCAGUUCUACAACUCUUACUUUGACAUCGCCUACCCCCUCAAGAAGCUGGACCUGGUGGCCAUCCCCGACUUCCUGGCGGGGGCGAUGGAGAACUGGGGUCUGAUCACCUUCAGGGAGACCAGCCUGCUGGUCAACAACCAGUCCUCCCCCCUACAGAAGCAGCUCAUCGCCUCCGUGGUCGCCCACGAGCUGGCUCACCAGUGGUUCGGUAACCUGGUGACGAUGAGCUGGUGGAACGACCUGUGGCUGAACGAGGGCUUCGCUACCUACAUGCAGUACAUGUCUCUGCAGCACGAGUACCCCCUGCUGGACAUUGGGAACCACUUCCUGACCGUGCGCUUCAGAGCUCUGGACAAAGACGCGCUGAACUCGUCCCACGCCGUCUCAGCGAGGGCGGACACGCCAGAGCAGGUGGCCGAGAUGUUUGACUCGGUCUCCUACGAGAAGGGUGCCUCCAUCCUGCUGAUGCUCAACGCCUCCCUGAGCGGGGACCUCUUCAGGAAGGGCAUCGUGGGCUACCUCAGGAAGUUCAGCGGCUCCAACACGGUCACAGACGACCUGUGGAACAGCAUUGCACAGGCCGACGUCACCCAGCAGCACCCCAACAUCCCCGGCAUGAUGAACACCUGGACCCAGCAGAAGGGCUUCCCAUUGGUCAGCGUCAGCCGGGACGGAGAUCAGGUGACCCUCACUCAGGAGCCCUUCCUGCUCAGCACCGACGCGACCGAGAGCGCACCCAGCCGCUGGCACAUCCCUGUGACCUAUGUGACGGCCGGCUGCAGCCUGACCCCGGACUGCGUCCGGGUGUUCACCCUGGAGGACCGAAACGCCACCCUGAAGCUGUCUAAGGAUGUGAAGUGGCUGAAGCUGAACUUCCAGAGCACCGGGUUCUACAUGGUGGACUACGGCACGGCGGGCUGGGCGGCCCUCAUCGAGGCCCUGACCGAAAACUGCACCGUCCUGCCCCGAGAGGACCGCGCCUCCCUCAUACACAACAUGUUUGCUCUGUCCAGGCUGGGACGCGUGUCGUUCCGGCAGGUUCUCAACCUGCUGGCGUACGUGGUGAACGAGACGGAGGCGGCGCCGGUGAGCGAGGCGCUGGCCCAGCUCAACACGCUGCACCUGCAGCUGGAGAAGAGGAACGAGCUGGACCUGGCCGCCCACCUCAAGUCCUACAUCCUGGAGCGGUUCGAGGCCCUGAUGAUGAAUCAGACCUGGGGGGAGGAGCCGUGUGUCUCCAAACAGGAGCUGCGGGAGGCGCUGCUCCAGACGGCGUGCGCUCUUGACGUUCCCGACUGCCUCCAGAAGGCCUCCGACCUCUACAGACAGUACGCCAACGGCAGCGCCAGGGUCCCCGGGGACCUGCAGAGGGUGGUGUUCUCCGUGGCCGCCCGCUCUGAGGACGGCUGGGCGGAGCUGAUGCAGACCUACGCCCAGUCCAGCGACGACGCCCAGAAGAGGAAGAUCCUGCAAGCCCUAGCCUCCACCCGCGACACUCGCCACAUCGCCCGCAUCCUGAUCGAGGGUCUGCGGGGGGAGCUGGUCCAGACCACGGAGCUGCCUCUGAUCAUCAGCGCUGUCAGCGGGGGCUUCGCCGGCUCCCUGCUGGCCUGGGACUUCACUCAGCAGAACUGGGACGCCCUCAUCAAGAAGUUUCCUGUGGGCUCCUUUGCCAUCCAGAGCAUCAUCAUGUCCACCACCUCCCACUUCUCCACACAGACGCACCUCGACCAGGUGAGGAACUUCCUGGGCUCCCUGAAGAAGCGCGGCUCUCAGAUGCGCAGCGUCCAAGUCGCCGUGGAAACCAUCAUGUUGAACCAGCGCUGGAUGGACGCCAACCUCCCGGACCUCCGACACUGGCUCUAACCCCCCCGGCCCCGCCCACACUUGGCCCCGCCUUCGCAGGCCCCGCCCUAAACUCCAGACACUGGCAGUAUAGCUCCUUGAUAACGAGGAACCACAGAAGCCAAAGCUUGCUCUCACUGUGUGUGUGUGUGUGUGUGUGUGUGUGUGUGUGUGUGUGUGUGUGUGUGUGUGUGUGUGUGUGUGUGUGUGUGUGUGUGUGUGUGUGUGUGUGUGUGUGUGUGUGUGUGUGUGGGGGUCCUCUUGCUCAGGAUGGCUCCUACGGCCUCGUUCCCAGACGUGACCCCCCCCCCCUCCCACCUUUUUAGCACUGUCGACGACCAAAACCCCUGUUGUCAUGGUUACACCAUUGCCCCACACCCCCAAAGCUCCAGCGGUCAUGGUUCCUCCGUGACAACCAUAAAGCCUCCAGACAGACAGACAGACGGAGUCCGGGUCCGGGGGCGUGGCCUCUGAGGUCCCCCACAUGAAGGACGUCUGAAGCUGAAGGCCUG
Gadus chalcogrammus (walleye pollock) is the source of this 3745-nucleotide messenger RNA. RefSeq names its product leucyl/cystinyl aminopeptidase (gene lnpep). Gene Ontology annotation, molecular function: zinc ion binding; peptide binding; metalloaminopeptidase activity. Gene Ontology annotation, cellular component: cytoplasm. The record is from RefSeq and is a predicted model, not a curated record. NCBI's taxonomy places the organism in Eukaryota, Metazoa, Chordata, Actinopteri, Gadiformes, Gadidae. The transcript is spliced from 22 exons. Gene Ontology annotation, biological process: proteolysis; peptide catabolic process. The coding region runs from base 153 to 3254 and encodes 1033 amino acids.